This is a messenger RNA of Schizophyllum commune H4-8, 1176 nucleotides long. RefSeq lists its product as uncharacterized. The coding region runs from base 1 to 1176 and encodes 391 amino acids. NCBI's taxonomy places the organism in Eukaryota, Fungi, Basidiomycota, Agaricomycetes, Agaricales, Schizophyllaceae. The transcript has 3 exons. The record is from RefSeq and is a predicted model, not a curated record.
AUGCCCGUCUACAUGCGCGGCUUCCUCCACCGUACUCCCGACUGCCGGCACGUCCCCUUCGUGCCAUCUCCCCUGCGUAGAUGCUCGAGGGCGGACCCGUUGUGCAGCUCGCAAGGGGCACAGGAGACGCUACCGCUUCGCUCUGUGAUCUCUGCCGCUCCUCCGGUUGCGAACUGUAUGACGGCCCAGAUCGUAACUUGCACGGUGCCCCAGCUUGCGCCUCGCGCGGUUGGGAAGAUGCACAUGGGUGAAAGCGAAAGCGACGCUGACGACGACGAUCUCCUCAACGACUGGGAUUUCCUCAAUGACCUUUCCGAGAUCAUUAACGGCGAGGACGAGGACCGCGCGAGUCGCCUAACCCUCUUUAAGGAGCAGCGCGACACAUUUGCCUCGUUUGAGCGCUCCUAUAGUGUGUUGGCGGACUGGCACGAGAAGGAAAUGGCCGAGUUCCAGAGGAGGCGAGAGAUGGGCGUGCCGCUCGUCGACGACAUCGAUGCCUACCUCCGUUCGCAUUUUCACCGUGCCCGCUGCGCGUUCGUCGCUCGCCCCAGUGGAGACUUGGAAAAGUAUCAGGCGCGCAAGGUGUCACGCAUUCAGGCAAGGGCUCAGGCGGAGGCCGCGGCGGAGGCACGCGCAUGGCUUGCGAGCGGUGGCGUGGUCGACGAGGCGGUGAGGCGCGCGCGACUUCGUGCUCAGGGGAAGGAGGACAAGAGCCACCCCGUCUACCGGAACCGCCAGACCUGGAAGCGGAGGUACGAGGCGAUGAAGGCCGCGGAGGUAGCGAAGGCGAAGGCGGAGGCGACGCUAGCUCAGGAGCGAGGAGAGAUGUCCGAGGAGGAGGUCAAGAAAAAGGCGGUGGGGGAGAGGGCCAGGAAGGCGAGGGCGGACAAACGGGCCUGCGAUCGCGCUAAGAAGGAUGCGGAGCGCGCGCGCAAGUUUGGUCAUGCCUUUCCGAGCUUGGAGAAGGAGAACAUGCCCGCGCAGCAGGCCGCGACGGUGCAGGACAACGGUCCAGAAAAAGUUGGGCCGCCGAAGCGCCAGCGCCUUCCGGCGAAGAAGCCCACGCCGUCCGCCCUCCUGGGCGUCGGGAAGCCAGGUGGCCUGCGCUCCCCGACGCGUAAGCCUACGCCUCCUGCCCUUUCUACGCGCGCCAUCCUUGGCUCUCUCAGCUUCUGA